UGCAGCUAUCCCCUUCCGUGACACCUCUGUUUCUUCAAAUACCUCCAGUGUCUGCAGAAAAAGAGGGAUGCCGAGGCUCGUGUUGUGAAAUUAACGAGUUAAAUCAAGUAUGGAGAGAUGAAUUCCGGCCUGUUUAAGUAAAGAAGUGGCGGGAUGAUGUUUGCUGUUGACUGAAGUCCAAACCAAGAACCAAAAUGAAGAAGAGACUGCUGCAAGGUUUCCUGUCGGAAAUCUCCAUCCGGUGUGCUCUUCUGUUUGUGUUUCUCGUGACGGAGCAGCUCCCUCCCUUCUACCGGGAGAUCCAGGCCGAGGAGAUGUGGCUGUACAAGUUCCAUCGCGUGGAGUCAGACCACGUACCAACCCCACUCAUGUUUAGUUUGGCUGUUUUAACCCCCCUGAUUAUAAUCCUGGUUUUUAACCUGUUGAUAAAGUCGGAGCAUGGCGAUCUGAGAGAAGCCUCUCUGGCUGUGACUCUGACUCUGGUGCUCAAUGGAGUUUUUACCAACGUCAUCAAACUUGUAGUUGGCAGGCCGAGGCCAGAUUUCUUCUAUCGCUGUUUCCCGGACGGUCAGAUGAACUUGGAGUUGCGCUGCAGCGGUGACCCAGAUGUUGUCAUAGAGGGACGAAAAAGCUUUCCCAGCGGACACUCCUCCUUUGCCUUUGCAGGUUUGGGUUUCACGGCGCUGUACAUCGCAGGAAAGCUGCGCUGCUUCAGUCCGACCGGCCAAGGCAGAGCAUGGCGGCUAUGUGCCUUCCUCACGCCUCUGCUCAUCGCAGCUGUAAUCGCUCUUUCCAGAACCUGCGACUAUAAGCACCACUGGCAAGAUGUGUUAGUGGGGUCCAUGUUGGGUCUGGCCUUCGCCUGGCUCUGCUACAGGCAGCACUUUCCUCCGCUUCAGGACCCGGACUCCCACAAACCGAUCCGUCAGAGAGAGACUGUCCCCGCGGCGCAGGAGCGCAAGUUGGCCAACUCCAACUUCCUCCUGCCUCUGUAGAGCUGCUGCGACCUGAACGCUUUCCACGGGAUAACAAGGAGAUCCGUGGAAUUACGGUUUUCAAAACGGUCGGGAUGGAAACUUUGUUAGUGUUUAUAUUUAUUGUUGGUUAUUACCGCUGCAGCUUUUGAAAUUUCUAUGAUUGUGAAUGAAUGAAUUACCAAAUCAUCAACAGUUCUAAUUAGAGAAACUGAAAAGUAUCAUAACAUACCUGAUAUUUUAGUUUCAUGGUUUGACUUGAGCCCAGUUCUGUACCUUUAUAGGACUGUUACUGACAACCACUGCUUAGCUGCGUUAGCCAUUGUUGGGUGACUUGAUUGUUUAUCUUGGAACUUUUUAAAGAAGCAGAUAUGCAUACACUAGAUCUAAUUUAUUUCCAUUAGUCUUUAUUCUUGACUGAAUAGAAGAUUUGUGGUUUUAAAGGUCUGAUCCACAACAAUGCAGAUCUUUUACUUCAGUGGUCUUCUGCUAUUGAAAUGAUCACAACACUGCAAAAACACAAAAACUUACCAAGUAUUUUUGAUCUAGUUUCCUAUCACUUAUCUUUGUGAAAUAAGACUAAACUAACUUACAAGUAACUUUUCAGCUACAUAUUGGAGCUUAUUUUUAAUAAAUAAUUGCUUAAUAUUGAUGGAAAAUACUAGCUCCACUGGAAGAUUAUUUCUUAGAAUAAAAACAUUUUUCCAACCAUUUUUAUAAGUCAAAUAAUUGACCAGUGGAAAUAGUAUUCAAUUAUUGAUUUAAAAGAUGCUCUUAUAGCUUGCUAAAAAGUUACUUGUGAGAAAGUUUUGACUUAUUUCAAGUAAACUAAGAUAUCCAGACAAAAGAAUUCUUGAGGUUUUGUGUUUUUCAGUGAUCAGAAACAUUAGGCUCAGAUUUUUCUCUGUUCAUCAUUUUUGACUCAAAGUAGCCAAAGCACAACCCUGAAACUUUGCAGGACAUUGCCAACAUUUUGUGAAAGUAUUUAUUUAUGUAUGUUUUUGCUUUGGAGGACAGCGACAUGCUGUAAAUUGAUCUAAAAGAAACUGGGACCUUUUAUGCUAGCGUUUUCCACAUCCCCUCUUUAAAACGCAAAUAUAAUUUUGACCAAAUUUUCCUAACAGUUUUUUUCUGUUUACGUUUGUUAUUUCAACACAAAGAUAAUGUUUGUAAAGCCUGUUUCUUGAAUUUCAAUAGGGCGGUGAUUUUUCCAGUGAGCAUUUCCAGGAGAAAUGCAGUGAAAUGUUAUCUUCUUCAUUUAGCUCACACACAGAGAAAGGAAGAAUUAUCAUUAAAGUAAAGCAACUUCUUUCUUUCUUAGCUUACAGCUCAACAAAAACAUGUCCACUCACAUUAACAGUCUGGCUGUUUACUCCCCGUUCUGUGUUGAAUUAUUGACUUUUUGUAAUCCUCGAGUUAAACUGUUCCAACAAAAGGGUGCUUUUGUUGGGAGAGGAAAAAUUCACCUUCUUUAUCUGUGUUUAUUUCUCCAGUGCUCAUCCUGUUGACAUAUCCCCACUGAAAAUUACCACAAUCAGUCAUUACUGUUUUUUAUUAUUAUUUUCAGUCAUAGAUUAGCAGGAUUAUAAAUAGGACUGUUACUGAUAAGGAUGUGUAUUUGCUUAGAAAAGCAGUGAAAAGAGUAAUCAUGAUUUAUGUUUCAUACUUUUUUUUAUGUUAAUUUGCUCUGUGAUAUGUUAAGUGAGAAUCUAGUGUAAGCAGAGCUGAACUAUAGGAAUAAUUUCAUGUGAAAAGGAAGGGAAACGGGAGGAAAGUAAGUGGGAGUAAUUUUAGUAGUUUGUUUCCUUCAAAGGUAGAUUUGUUAUUUAGGUAGUAGUCCAGUGUUGGGAGUUUUAGAUUGAUGCACAUUUCAUUCGUUGAGGCUGAAGCCACAAAAGUUGUUGGUUUCUUGUAUAAUUGUCUCAAAAUUAGUUGCGCUGCUUUAUUAGCCAUCCGUUUUGUUUAAAGCUUAACGACAGCUUCGUCAGCAGGACUUGUUUAUUGCUGCCUUUGUUUGUGUUGCUCUAAGUCUUUCUGUUUUGCUUUAGUAUUUCUUGAAUGUUUAUCAUUGUUAUGUUGUUUGUGUUUAAUCUCUGGCUUCAUGUGCCAACAAACUCUUAGUACAACAAGCAAAUGUAGCAGCACCACGCUGUGCUUCAGAGUUACGAUAGUGCCUGCUGUACUUUAACUUUAGUCUCUGCUCUUGCUGAACAGCCCAGUGGGUCAUAUUGUUACAGAUUUUUAUGACUGUAAAGGAACUGUGAGGGAAACCUUUCCUUGUUUCAGUGAAUCUAACACUUACUGUAAAUGGUUUUUGCUGGUUUUACGAAUGAAUUGUGGCUUUUUUUUCUUGAAGCCGAAGAAAAACGCUCCGUGAGUUAGAUUUUGGUAGUAAGCAUGGGUCGGUAAAUUUGCAUAAUGUGAUAACUUUAUGCAAAAAUACUACAAUUUCACUGUGAUAAAAAGAAUCUAACAAACAAAUAAAUUAUUUGUUUUUUCUUGUUUUUAUAAAAGAAAAGCAACCAUUAAUAGUCCUGCUGAAAUGUUGAAUAAAAAAAUGAGUAGGGAUUUUCAAGUAAACGCGCCAACAAGUUUUUGCGAGGUAAACUUAGUCAGGCUGUCUGCUCUGGGCUAAUUGGUUGGUUUCCAAACUACAAAAAUCUGUUUUUAUUUUAGUGUUUGUUGCAACCAGAGAAAUGUUUUGCUUUUCUUCUACAGAUGUUGUAACUUUCCUUCAGCUAGCUGACUGUCAGUGCAAAGCAACAAGUUGGAGAGAGGCAGAACUGACUUAUUCCAUCUGCUCCAGCACUUUUUCUGACUUCUCACUCAAAUAAUCAAUUUUUAACCUUUUUUUUCUUCCUUAACCUUUGCAUAUCUUGAUACCACUAGCCGACCCAUGCCUACUUGGUAGUGACCAGAUCUUUGUACUGGACCCGACAGAGGUUGAACCUCUCCUGCUGGUCAGGUGCUGCAAAAAGCCAAAAUGAAAAUCUCACAUCUCAUCUACUUUAGUUUUUCAAAAAAGGAAAUUGUUUACCUGUGUGUUUAUUUUUUGGUUGUUUUUUUUGCUUCGUUUUGUCCAGUUUUAUUAUUUUUCUGUAACGAUUUUGUGCUAUUGCUUAAUUUUGCUUGAGAUGUCAGCCUUUCUCUGCUACACUGCUCUUUUUUUUUUCUUGUGUUGGACCUCUUGUUACAAUCUGUGUAAAACCAGCCAAAGUUUGCAGGUUCAAAGCACGUCUGUGAGAAUCACUGCACUCCGAUCAGACUUGUCAGAAAAUGAGUGACUUUGUGCCUUUGUUUACUGCGUUACUUUACAGAUCCACGCCUUGUACCACAAGCUCAUCCUGCUGUUUUACAUGUACAGAACUCUGUGUUUCCAUGUGGCAUGCCGCCUUUCCUUACCUCAAAGCAAAAUUUAUCAAAUGUUAUUUUUGAUGGAGUCAAACACGAAUGUCCUAACAUUAGAAGGACACCUGGUGGACAAACCUCACUUUCAGACCUUAAAUCGAAAUACUAGCAUAUUUAAUUUCAUGGAAUGUUUGACUUUACUUGAAAAUAUUUUUGUUUUUUUACAUGUGGUGAUUAUUAAAUUAAGAUUCAUAUUCUAGGGCACUUUGGUUUUAUAUGUUAGGCUUCUUGAUUUUGAUAAAAUUGUGCAUGUUUUACAGUUAAACAUCAUCUAAUUUAACUCACAGCUCCUGUCCAUUUGUGAGGCUUCUUGUGGUUUUCAGUUCAUGUGUUUUGUAUCGGGUCAAUGCAAACAGGCUUGUUAGCUUUAGAAUCACAGCCACAUGUAGCUGCUCAUUCUGAGAUGAUGUUCUGAUUUUUGUUUUUAGUUUUUUUUUUCUCUCCAUGUUGUGAUGCUUUCAGUGAACACUUUACUGUGUUGGGAAAAUAUUCCUGGUGUUUGCAUAUUUUCCUUUUUGGUAAUUUACUGAAAAUUAAAACCAUAGAUGCAUCUAAU
This is a messenger RNA of Poeciliopsis prolifica (blackstripe livebearer), 4938 nucleotides long. It is a transcript of the gene plpp5, whose product is annotated as phospholipid phosphatase 5. Gene Ontology annotation, biological process: phospholipid metabolic process. Bases 195 to 995 code for a protein of 266 amino acids. Gene Ontology annotation, molecular function: phosphatidate phosphatase activity. NCBI's taxonomy places the organism in Eukaryota, Metazoa, Chordata, Actinopteri, Cyprinodontiformes, Poeciliidae. The transcript has 8 exons. The record is from RefSeq and is a predicted model, not a curated record.